AUGUCCUAUAACCCACGAAUGUCCAUCAUGCCGCCGGCGCAGCAACAGUCGCGGUCGCGCAAGAAGGAGGAGGAAGCGGCCUACGCGAACAUGCGACUCCCUGAUCGCGAAAUUGUCGGCUGCAUCAACGAACUCGGCAUCCCGUUCACCCUCGCCGACCUCCAGAAGCCGAAUCCAAUACAAGUGCAGAUGAUUUUCGAGUGGUUCGGCGAGCUACUUAUGAACAAAACACGACAGACGGUAGAUCCUGCUAUGCGCGCAGCAGCCGAAGACCUCUGUGGUGACUUCGGUGACUCGCUGAUGCCGCCCGAUACGCGCAAUCUGAUGGGAUUCUUUGUGGCUCUGCGCCGCCUAAUGCUGGACUGCGGCGUCAACGACUUCAAUUUCCUAGAUCUGUACAAGCCGACCCAUGACCGCCUUGUCAAGAUCUUUAGUUAUGUGAUCAACUUCGUGCGCUUCCGCGAGAGUCAAACGAGCGUCAUCGACGAGCAUUGCAACCGCGCCGAGAACGCCAAAGCGCGUAUUGAGCAGUUGUAUGCCGAGAAUCAAAGCAUGGAAGCGCAGUUGGAUGAGAUGCGCGCCAAUCGAAGGCAGAUGGAGGCUCUGGUGGCGGAAAAGACGCGACGCAACGAGGACCUCAAGAAGAAGUUGUUAGAUCUUCGGCGCAACCAGGAGAAAGUGGCCGCGCGGUUGGAGGAGGCGAAAACAAAGAAGGGAGAGCUUGCGGUCGAAUUGGAAGAAAAGACGGCCACAAAACUAGCGUUUAAGCAAGACAGUGCCAAACUACGCCCAUACACACUACAGAGCCCCUCGGGCCUGCAAUCUAGCCUCACGGAACUCAGCAAUACGCUCACAAACGACAAGUCUCACAUCGACUCCCUUGAUCGCCGCGCUCGUGCGCUACAAACAUCCACCGACUCCUUCGCAGUUGUAUGCACCGACGUGGCGUCGUGUAUCAAGCUUCUAGAGGAGAUCGCUGUGGAGCUAUCCAAGGAGGAGGAAGACAACGCCAAGAACGCAAAACAACGAGAUGCGCUUACGGAGCGUGGUGCUAACGUUCGCGAGGUCGAACGAACCGAGGCACUGCUACAGCGACAAUUGUCUAAGUGGAUCGAGCGGACGGAGACGCUGCGGGCCCAGAGCCAGGACAAGGCACAGCGGGCCAAAGAAAAGAUGGAGGAGCUACGGGAUAUCCACAAGACGCUCAAUGAAGAACGGUCUGAGAAGGGCAAGGAUAUUGAGCGGAGGAGGGUGCGGAUCGAGCAGAUUGAGAAGAAGAUGCUCGAUCUUAAAGAAAACAUCGAAAACGAAGUUCACGCCGCGCACGACGAAUACCUCAAGAUGGAGGCUCAUAUCAAGCUAUAUAUCACCGAGAUGGAGCAAGCUGUUUGA
This is a messenger RNA of Dichotomopilus funicola, 1392 nucleotides long. RefSeq names its product Nuf2 family-domain-containing protein. Gene Ontology annotation, molecular function: protein-containing complex binding. The transcript is spliced from 2 exons. Gene Ontology annotation, biological process: attachment of mitotic spindle microtubules to kinetochore; mitotic spindle organization; meiotic chromosome segregation. Gene Ontology annotation, cellular component: Ndc80 complex; kinetochore. NCBI's taxonomy places the organism in Eukaryota, Fungi, Ascomycota, Sordariomycetes, Sordariales, Chaetomiaceae. The coding region runs from base 1 to 1392 and encodes 463 amino acids. The record is from RefSeq and is a predicted model, not a curated record.